Molecule: messenger RNA, 548 nt
Organism: Drosophila erecta
Lineage: Eukaryota; Metazoa; Arthropoda; Insecta; Diptera; Drosophilidae
Exons: 2
Coding region: 78-209 (43 amino acids)
Source: RefSeq, a predicted model, not a curated record
GCAUUUUGGCCGAGGACUCUGGAUUUAAUCUGCCCCCUGGAGGCGGAAUUGUUUUAAGAGAGCGCAGCUUGACUAUAAUGAGCCAACAACGUCGCAACUUGGUUAGGCAGCUCACCAAGUCGGCCAAUGUGGUUUUGGUCGGACUGUUGGUCUACAACUUGUGGCGUCACAAAUGGACCAAAGUAAAUUUCAAUCAGCAUCGGUUUUGAUUGAUUUUAGGCAAAAUGAUUCCCCAGGCAAUUUCUGUGUGUAUGUGCUGAUUGAUUGAUUGAUUAAUUAAUGAAUCGAACAUCAGCUUAAAUGUCAUUAACAGUUGGCCAGGAUUAACGACUUCUGAAUGUGGCCGAUGGGAUUUGCAAAUUUAAUUUCCUCUAACAGUGGAUCUGCGUAGUGGCGAGAAAAGUUCGGGGGAAAAGCGGUGAUAGAUGGGUUUUUCUUUUUGAUUGGGAUACAAUGCGGAACUGAUUUCCAAGUGACUGGCUUGAUUCGGAUAAAUCUCAUAUUGUUAAAAAUUAUAGUCCUUGAUAAAGUCAAUAAAUUUAAAUGAG